AUGCCCAGCAAUGGCGACGCAGUCAUUCUCCCAACCGGCACCGUCACUGGUCUCGCCAACUAUCCCCGCGGACGCUUGGCGCCGGCCACAAGUCAUCGAACACUGUACAUCUCAGGGACCUCUUCCAGGCGCCCAGAUGGCACUUUCGACGGCGCCGAAACAAGAAGCGACGGCACUCAAGUGUUAGACAUACGAAAGCAGACAGCCGCAAUCCUCCACAACAUAGAGGAGGUAAUCAAGCAUGCCACUGCAAACAAAGGCGGCCUCGGAAAUGUCAUUGACGCAACGAUAUUCUUGGUGAAUAUGGAGAAAGAUUACUCCGGAAUGAACGCCGUAUGGAAUGAGUUUUAUCCAAACAUUGAGGAGGCUCCGGCUCGGACGACCAUUGGGGUGAGAGAGUUGCCAAGUCCGAAGCUGGUUGUGGAGGUUAAGUGCACUGCUAUUGUAGAAGCACUGGAGUAG
This is a messenger RNA of Colletotrichum gloeosporioides, 462 nucleotides long. Its product is annotated as 2-aminomuconate deaminase. Lineage: Eukaryota; Fungi; Ascomycota; Sordariomycetes; Glomerellales; Glomerellaceae. The record is from RefSeq and is a predicted model, not a curated record. The transcript has a single exon. Gene Ontology annotation, molecular function: deaminase activity. The coding region runs from base 1 to 462 and encodes 153 amino acids. Gene Ontology annotation, cellular component: mitochondrion; cytosol.